Molecule: messenger RNA, 6895 nt
Organism: Gadus macrocephalus (Pacific cod)
Lineage: Eukaryota; Metazoa; Chordata; Actinopteri; Gadiformes; Gadidae
Product: receptor-type tyrosine-protein phosphatase gamma-like
Biological process (GO): protein dephosphorylation
Molecular function (GO): protein tyrosine phosphatase activity; protein binding
Source: RefSeq, a predicted model, not a curated record
CGCAGUAGUGUGCUCCAGUCAGUCGCGUGAAGAGCAGGGACCAGGAAUCCUCGCACGCCUGACCGCUAGGCUACUUCCUGGAGGAGGAUGGAACCUUUUUUUAAAUUAGCCUUCGUGCGCUAAUUCCCUUCUUUUCGCUACGAUAACGCCUUGGAUAAUCAAGAAAUAACGGUCACGUGUACUAAUUAUAAUCGGAGCACUUUUUUUCUCUCUCCUCCUGACUUGCACACACAUUGAUCGCCCGGGUUGACUCUUUAUACCGACUUGGGGAAUGUCGCGGUCCAAAAGCCUCACGCAUGCAUGGUCGUCCCAAAGUGAUACUGAACUGUUUUUGCACGUUCGCAGCCUUUGUAUAUUCCUCGAAGAAGCAGAUGCAUCGGCUCGGCAUCGGGGCGAAUAAUUUAGCGUUUUAGCGGCGAGUCUCGGCAAGCAGCGCAAGGCUACUUCGGUGUUGUUGUUGCAUCCAGCCGUUUAUUCGUGAAGUUAUUCUUCUGCUUUUUUUUAAUCUAUUGCGUUCAAGUGUAUGCUUUUUAUAAACCUCGAAAACUUUGUCACCCGUUGCCUUCUUGUUGCUUCGAUGAGUAAUCUAACAUGCGGAGAAUUCGGGAACCAAGUUACUGGUGGAUCUUAUCCUUCACGUUUUUAACCCUGUCCAAACACACGGAAUGUCACCCUGUGGCACUGGACGGCCAGCCUUACCAUGGUGGACUAGGAGGUUACGAGCACGGGGACGUCAGGAGGGAGAGGAGAGCGGCCGGAGAUGCCUAUUGGGCCUAUUCCAUGAGCCAUGGACCUACAGCUUGGCACGCUGCCUACCCAGAAUGUGGGGAGGGGACCCAAUCCCCGGUGGACAUCAUAGACGAGAACGCUCAGGUUUCCCAGGAGUACCAGGAACUAACUCUUGACAAGUUCAAUGUCGAAUCGUCCAACCAAACUACCAUGAAGAACACAGGAAAGACAGUCGCUGUUCUGCUGAAGAACGACUACUUUGUGCGCGGGGCCGGCCUGCCGGGGCGCUUCAAGGCGGAGAAGAUGGAGUUCCACUGGGGCCAGAACGGCUCAGCGGGCUCCGAACACAGCAUCGCAGGCCGGAGGUUCCCAGUGGAGAUGCAGAUCUACCUGUACAACUCUGACGACUUUGACAGCCUUGGCGCCGCCAUCAGACAAAGACGCAGCAUCGCAGCCAUGGCCGUCUUCUUUCAGCUGGGCCACAAAGACAACCCAGCGGUGGAGCCCAUCAUCCAGGGUCUGAAGGGGGUGGUGCAUCACGAGAAGGAGACUGUCCUCCGCUCGUUCAUCCUGCGGGAUCUGCUCCCGUCCUCGCUGGACAGCUACUACCGCUACAAGGGCUCCCUCACCACGCCGCCCUGCAGCAAGGUGGUGGAGUGGAUCCUCUUCUCCAGGCCUGUAUAUCUCUCCCACUUACAGCUGGAGGCCUUCUACUCCAUCUUCACCACGGAGCAACAGGACCACGUCAAGUCGGUGGAGUACCUGAGGAACAACUUCCGGCCGCUGCAGGAGCUGGGCGACCGCGUGGUCUACAAGUCGGCCGUGGAGGACGCGUGGAAGUCGGACGUCACCGCCGGCCUGGGGGCGGGGCCCCACGGCACCGAGGCCUCCAGAGUGUGCAGCACUGCUCCCCUGAGGAUAAAGAUCCAGCCUCUGAACCAGUCGGCUCUGACCCUGAGCUGGGAGCGCCCGGCUGCCCUCUACCACCCGCCCAUCACCAGCUACAUGGUGUCCUACAGCUGGGAGCGGAGCGACCUGGCCAACGAGAACACCUUCACCAAGGCCGCCGACCAGACCAUGAAGGCGGUGAUAUCCAACGUUUCCCCGGACUUCCUGUACCUGUUCAGAGUGCAGGCAGUGUGUCAGCAGGACCUCCGCAGCGACUUCAGCCAGACGCUGCUCUUCAGGGCCAACACCACAAGAAUCUUUGAGGGGUCUCGAAUCGUGAAAACGGGCAUGCCCACAGUGUCCCCGGCGUCCUCGGCGGACAUGGCCCCCAUCAGCUCCGGCUCCUCCACCUGGACCUCCUCCGGGCUGCCCUUCUCCUUUGUUUCCAUGGCGACGGGCAUGGGGCCGUCGUCAAGCGGCAGCCAGACCACGGUGGCGUCGCUGGUGACCAGCACGCUCCUGGCGGGCCUGGGCUUUGGCGGCGGCGUCAUCUCCUCCCUGCCCGGCUCCCUGUGGCCCACCCAGGCCCCCUCCCACCACACCAGCCCCCCGCCCCCCCGGCCCACUACCCACCCCGCGGCCCCCCAGGGCCCCGACGCCGAGGGCCCCUCGGAGGAGAGCCCGCGGGAGGGGGAGGGGGCGGCGGCGGAGGACAAGGAGAAGGGGAAGGAGGAGGAGGAGGAGGAAGGGGAGGAGGACGACGCCGGCGACGACAAGAAGAAGAAGGGGAAGAAGGCCUCCGACGGCGUCACGGACGAGGGGCUGGCCGUCGCCGUGACGACCUCCGCCACCACCACGCCCGCCACCGUCACCGUCGCCAACAACACGGAGUACGGGAGGCCUUCCACCGGGGGGCCGGGGCCGGGGCCCGGGGUGACCCCCAACCCCGAGGAGGAGGAGCAGGUCUCGGGGGAGGCGGGAGGACCUGGGGGUGACCCCGACCCAGGGGCCCAGCAGCGACGUCACGGUGAUGCAGAUCCCCCAGAACCCCACCCUGUCCACCAAAGGCCCCUGGGACAACAAGAGCCAAUAAAACAGGUUUCAACUGCUUUUUCACCCGUAUUUUUUAUCCUCCCUGGUUCCUCAGAGACGACGGACUCCUCCAACCAGUCCCGGAGCCCCGCGCCCGGGAUGGGUCGUGGGGUGUGGAUCAUCCCCCUGGUGGUAGUGUCCACGCUCACCCUGCUGUGCCUGGUGAUGCUGCUGGUGGUGCUGGUCUACUGGAGGCGGUUCUUCCAGACGGCCCACUUCUACGUGGAGGAGACCAGCUCUCCGCGGGUCGUGGCCAACGAAAACAUCCCGAUCAUCCCCAUACCGGAUGACAUGGAUGCCAUCCCAGUAAAGCAGUUUGUGAAACAUAUCAUGGAGCUCUACUCUAACAACCUGCAGGGCUUCGCCCAACAGUUUGAGGAGGUCCAGCGCUGCACGGCGGACCUGAAAAUCACGGCAGAACAUUCCAAUCACUCCGACAACAAGCACAAGAACCGAUACAUCAACAUCAUGGCCUAUGACCACAGCCGGGUGAAAUUACGAGCGCUGGCAGGCAAAGACGCCAAACACAGUGAUUACAUCAACGCCAACUUUGUGGACGGCUACAACAAACCCAAGGCCUACAUCGCCGCCCAAGGCCCCCUGAAGUCCACCUUCGAGGACUUCUGGCGCAUGGUGUGGGAGCAGAACAGCGGCGUCAUCAUCAUGAUCACCAACCUGGUGGAGAAAGGCAGGAGGAAAUGUGACCAGUACUGGCCCAGCGAGAACAGCGAGCAGUACGGCAACAUCGUGGUGACCCUAAAGAGCACCAGGGUGCACGCCUGCUACACGCUGCGCCGCUUCCUCAUCCGGAACACCAAAGUCAAGAAGGGGCAGAAGGGAAACCCGAAGGGCAGGCUGAACGAGCGCACGGUGGUCCAGUACCACUACACCCAGUGGCCCGACAUGGGGGUCCCGGAGUACACCCUGCCCGUCCUCACCUUCAUCCACCGCUCCUCGGCCGCCCGCACCCGGGACAUGGGCCCCGUGCUGGUGCACUGCAGCGCCGGUGUCGGGCGGACUGGCACCUACAUCGUCAUCGACAGCAUGCUCCAGCAGAUCAAGGACAAGAGCACAGUCAACGUCCUGGGGUUCCUCAAACACAUCCGAACACAACGCAAUUACCUAGUCCAAACGGAGGAGCAGUACGUCUUCAUCCACGACGCUCUGAUGGAGGCCAUCCUCAUCAAGGAGACGGAGGUCCCCGCCUGCCAGCUACACGCCUACGUCAACGGCAUCCUCAAGCCAGGGGCCACCGGCCGCACGUGCCUGGAGAAGCAGUUCAGACUGUUGUCCCACUGCAACAUGAGGUUUGUGGAGUGCUUCAGUGCGCAGAAGGACUGCAACAAGGAGAAGAACCGCAACUCCUCUGUGGUUCCCUCGGAGCGUGCCAGAGUGGGGCUCUCUCCUCUCCCUGGCAUGAAGGGAACGGAUUACAUUAACGCGUCCUACAUGAUGGGUUACUACAGGAGCAACGAGUUCAUCGUGACCCAGCACCCCUUGCCCCACACCACCACAGACUUCUGGCGCAUGAUCUGGGACCACAACGCCCAGAUAAUCGUCAUGCUGCCUGACAACCAGGGCCUGGCGGAGGAUGAAUUUGUUUACUGGCCAAGUCGAGAAGAGGCCAUGAACUGCCUGGCCUUCACUGUCACGCUCAUUAGCAAAGACAGACUGUGCCUCUCCAACGAGGAGCAGAUCAUCAUUCACGACUUCAUCCUGGAGGCCACUCAGGAUGACUACGUGCUGGAGGUGAGACAUUUCCAGUGCCCCAAGUGGCCCCACCCAGACGCCCCCCUCAGCAGCACCUUCGAGCUCAUCAACGUCAUCAAGGAGGAGGCCAUGACCCGGGACGGGCCCACCAUAGUGCACGAUGAGUACGGCGCGGUGAAUGCCGGGACUAUGUGCGCCCUGAUCACCCUCUCUCAGCAGCUGGAGAGCGAGGGCGCUGUGGACGUCUACCAGGUGGCCAAGAUGAUCAACCUCAUGAGACCCGGGGUGUUCACCGACAUCGAGCAGUACCAGUACCUGUACAAGGCCAUGCUGAGCCUGGUGGGCUCCAGGGAGUGGGAGCCCACCAGUAUCAUGUACAUGGAACCCACCGAAGACAUGGCGCUGGUGGACGUAUCGGACCCGGCCAAGAGCAUGGAGUCUCUGGUCUGAGGAGGCCUCACCACACAGAUGGGCUGCAGGAGAGGUACUCGAUUUAUGAAGAAAACAACGGAAAAACAAACUGUCGUCGGACUUCAGGAGGGGGGACAAAAAACUUUUGUCAGGCCUUUUUCGCCAGACUGAAUAACCUUAUUACUUUUUUACAUUGAGGGAAAAAAAAAAAAGUUUUGGGAUAUUUAUUUUUUGUCAUUUCUCUCCUUUUUCUUUUUCUUUUUCGUCUUUGAUGUUAUCCUGCUGAGUGCACCUGUUGUUGUUUUUAAGUUGAAGUGAGGGAAAAGCAGCUCUGUCUAGUUUGCACUACACUAUCAGUGUUACUGCCUGAAUCCAAUCGAGUCACAGUCCACACGACUAACCCCAUAGGCUACGCUCUACGUGUACAUUGUUUGGACUCCAAUUAAUUGUUUUUGGUUUUUCUAACCAGCUGGAUGGCUUAAGUUAAGUGAUAUCGGACACGUUUUCCACACACUUAACCACAGAAGCUUCGUUAAACCGUCAUCCCUUUAUAUAGAUUUCUACCACGCACCAAGUGGUUUACAGCCACAACCGUCAAUAAACUACUUUAGGCUUUUCUACUUCACUCAUCACUGCAGUCUUGUAAUCGUUUUUAUUUCGCUUUUCUGGUCCUUUAACAUCUAAUGUGAGCUUUUAUUCAUUCAUGCUAUGAUUUAUACUCAAUAUAUUCUUUGUAAUAUAUGCUAUGACGUUAAUUGUCUUUGAUGUCCCAUGUAUCUAUACUUACAGACCUUUCACCCACUAUUAUUAUUAUUGCUAUUAUUUAUUUUGAAGACACAAAGUAAUAAUGAAUAGCCUUGAAGGCCUUCAUCUUUAUUUUUUUUACAGCCUCGUCGAAACACAGCCAUUGUGAUUCAAUUGUAGUCAAUGUGAUUCGGUUGUGGUCACCACUUCUGUUCUUAUUUACCCAAUUACUUAGCAAUGCAUUAUUUGUAUCCAAAGAAAUGGUUUCAAAUCCUAACCAGAUUUUUUGUUUUAUUUCAUCUUUGACAUUUUUCUCAAUUAAGAGUGGAGGGAAAAUCGAUUCGGCUUCAUACAGCUCAGAUUCCUCCAGGCAAUUUAGGCAGGUUUCUGUCUACUUAACAAGCCACCAUCGAUCGCUGUACAUCAAUGUUUUAUAUAUAAACUUUACAAUUUUGUUUCAUCCAGGCUUAUAUAUCGUCUGUGUGUGCGGACUCUUUAUUAUGAAAAAAAACAACAAUAACUCCAACCAUCAAAAGCUAUUUUCCUUCAUUGAUUGAUAUAUCUAUAUCUAUAUCUAUAAAUAUAUACACUCUCUAGAGUGUAUUUUCUACGUUCAGUUAUCUGCUUAAACCCACUUCUCUACCAAAGAGGAGGUUGCCAACUCAAGUGAAAUCUCUCCAACAUUUGGAGAUGCGUCCAGAUUUCAGAUUAUUUAGCUCAAUAAUGAACUGUUCUCUGUGACAAUUGUUCCUUUUUUUGUUUGUCUGGUUUUUGCCGUUUUAGCUUUUUUCUUUCACUUUUCUUGUUUUACAAGAUUUCUCACCGUUUGAUAUUCCUAUGCUACUUAACAGUAUGUAUAGACUUGUUUUGUAAGCCAUGCGCACAUAUAUUAAAAAAGAACAAACUUAAACGUUUAAAUAUAUUCUUCAUUGUCAUAGAAUCCUAUAUUUUCAUAUAAAAAUUGGUCAGCAAAUUGGCCCUAGAAAUGGAAAGACAUUUGAGUAAAAAAAGAGUAAGACUCAACCCAGAGCUAAAUUCACUAUUCUGAAACGUGUCUUUCCUUCUAAGGUUCAUACUGGUAUUAUUUAAAAGGUCCGGAUAUUCCCAAUAUAAAAAAAGUUACUACCGUAUUUUAGUCAGGUUGGCAGUUGGUGUAUUUUGUAAGUCAAAAAAAUGAACAACAAAUGGUUUUGUCCAUUAUAUGAUGGUAUCAUAGUGUUGUAAUGCUAUGAUACUGUGAUAUACCGUAUAAUAGUGUCAUGGUGUUAUUUAAUACGGAAAGUGUAUUGUUAUACAUUAAAUAAAGUAUGGUGGGUUUUGA